Coprinopsis cinerea okayama7#130 is the source of this 2037-nucleotide messenger RNA. Its product is annotated as nuclear protein. Bases 1 to 2037 code for a protein of 678 amino acids. Lineage: Eukaryota; Fungi; Basidiomycota; Agaricomycetes; Agaricales; Psathyrellaceae. The record is from RefSeq and is a predicted model, not a curated record. Gene Ontology annotation, molecular function: zinc ion binding; nucleic acid binding; RNA lariat debranching enzyme activator activity. The transcript is spliced from 13 exons. Gene Ontology annotation, cellular component: post-mRNA release spliceosomal complex. Gene Ontology annotation, biological process: mRNA splicing, via spliceosome.
AUGGAGGCCAAGGGCCCCAUUAAAGUCUUAACAGUUGGCUCUGCUGUGGGAUCGAUUUCCCAACUCUUUGCCAAAGUCAGAGGAAUCAACGCGAAACAUGGCCCAUUCGAUCUUUUGCUCUGUACUGGCGACUUUUUUGGACCAGUGACGUCUGAUGAAGAUGAAGACAAGGUGGAAGACGAGGUAUCUCAGUUACUGGAUGGCAUACUGGAAGCACCCGUAGAUUGCUAUAUCAUGCAAGGAGACCAGCCUCUUCCCAAGCGCGUUGUUGAUAAGUUUGCCAAAACAAACGGUGAACUCUGCAAGAAUGUCUUCUUAAUGAGCAAGUCUGGAACCAUCACAACCGCGCAUGGAAUCCGAAUUGCAUGCCUCGGAGGCGUUUAUGACCAAAACAUCUACUACGCUUCGGAAGCUGCUCCAGGAUUCCUCUCGCCCUUCUUCGCAUCACAAACCAUUGACCGUCUACUCGCUAACACCCUCGCAAAGACAUCAACGAAACAAAACUAUUCCUCUCUCUCUGCCAUCCAAUCCUCGACCGCCAGCUCCCAACACAUCGAUAUCUUCUUGUCGAACGCUUGGCCAAGUGCAAUAACGCGGCUAUCCUCGGUGCCCUUGCCCGACCCAAAUUUGGCUUCAAUCGGGGCACCACCAUUGGAUGAACUCAUCUCUAAACUUCAGCCCAGGUAUCACUUCGCUGCUGCCGGGGGAAGUCCACCAAAGUUUUGGGAGAGAGAGCCUUUCGUAUGGGAUGGCGAGGAAGGACGUGUAACCCGCUUCGUUAGUCUUGGAGCAUUUGGCAAUGAUGGGGGUGCAGGUAAAAAGCAGCGGUGGUUCUACGCAUUCACUAUCGCUCCAACGUCUGUUGCCUCUGCACCUGUUCCCCGACCUGCCAACGCAAGCCAGAAUCCUUUCACCACUGGCGUCGUCAGGUCUGCAACGAAGCGGCCAUUGGACGAGUCGGGCGAAAACUUUAUCUUUGGAAGUGGUGUAAAGCAACCCACAAAGCGGUCGCGAACUGUUCAAGGCGAGCCAGGGAAGCCACCACCUGGAUAUAAAUGCAGACGAUGCGAUUCGACAGAGCACUUCAUUAACGACUGUCCUGAGAGGAGUAAGCCUCCUGAUAACUAUAUUUGCAAGAUCUGCAAUACUCCCGGACACUUCGUUCGAGAUUGUCCGACCAGGGAUGCUGUUGGCGAUACGGGCGGCAAGAAACCCAAACCGGGGUAUGUGUGUCGUGCGUGUGGAAGUGAAGAGCAUUACCUUGAAGACUGCUUGACUGCCAACCAACAACGAGGUGCUCAGUCCGACCGUCGGGGCGGACGGCGAGGCCCCCCUAAGGAAAUAUCCACGGAUGAAUGUUGGUUCUGCCUGUCAAACCCUAAUCUUGCGAAGCAUCUCAUCGUGGCCAUUGGAAAUGAAUGUUAUGUGACGCUUCCAAAGGGGCAGAUUAUCCCUACACAUUCCGACAAUUACACUCCUCAAGUUCCGGGUGGAGGACACGUCCUCAUCGUGCCGAUUACGCAUUGUCCGACUUAUUCGACUAUACCCCGAGACCUUGCCAAACCGAUCCUGGACGAGACGGAAAGUUUCAAAACAGCUCUAUCUUCCUUGUACAACAAGUUCGAUGCGGUCCCUGUGUUUUUCGAAGUUGCCCGAUUAAGCGCGAAAGGCGGUCACGCUCACGUCCAGGCUGUACCGGUGCCUCUUCGGCUGAAAGAUAAGAUUGAAGAACAUUUCGUCCAGGAAGGGAGACGGCAGGGUAUAGAUUUCGAGUCGGACCCUGAAUCAGCUCUGGAAUCUUGCCAAGGUGGAAGGGGAAGUUACUUCAGGGUAGACCUCCCAAACGGAAAAAAGAUGGUUCAUCUUCUGAAGGAUAACGUUCCUUUCAGCAUUCAAUUUGGGAGACAAGUUCUUGUCUCGUUAUUGGAAAUGCCUGAUCGAUUCGACUGGAAGGCGUGUAUGUUGUCAGAAGAGGACGACCGUGCCGAUGUGCAGGCGUUUAAGGCCGCAUUUGCGCCAUUUGACCCCGCUGCUUGA